This is a messenger RNA of Recurvomyces mirabilis, 471 nucleotides long. RefSeq lists its product as uncharacterized. The transcript has a single exon. The record is from RefSeq and is a predicted model, not a curated record. The coding region runs from base 1 to 471 and encodes 156 amino acids. Lineage: Eukaryota; Fungi; Ascomycota; Dothideomycetes; Mycosphaerellales; Teratosphaeriaceae.
AUGAAUUUGGGUCUGACUGUCACCCAGAAGAAACCUCGUGGUCUUCUCGACCUGCCGCCGGAGAUCUGGAGCAGCAUCAGUCGCUACGCAGUCACACGCAGCUCACCCUGCAACGUCGAUGACAUGAACAUCCCUACCGAAGCCCGUCAGCCCAGCAUCACUCUGGUGUGUAGGGCGCUUCGCGUCGAGGCACUACCGCAGUUCUAUGCGAUCAACGAACGGUGUCAUCAGGAUGGUGGCGCCGAGACCAGCGGCGGAAAGCUGCAUUCCUGGCUCCAUGACUUGGACGCUCUGCACAGCGAGUCGAUACUUCGCAGGCUGACCAUCCACUCCCGUUUCCACGACGCUGCAGAGCAUUACAGCAUCGAAUUCGGGAUAAAGUUACGCCAUGCACCCGAUACGUGUAACGAGCAUGAGGACUGCAUUCUCUAUUGCAUCGACGAAAGCCUGCUCUCCCCCAAGAACAGGUGA